AUGCGACACGCAGAGCUCGAAUGGACUCCAAAGGCCGCCACACAAAAACACAAGCGGCUAGAGAAGGUCGAUCAUCCCCAGCCAUCGAGACAAGUCGUAGAUGCUGGGCCGUUUUCAGACAUCCAGUAUCUCGGACUGGAUGGGUUUGACGGAUGUCAAGCAAAGAACCCGCCUUUUGAUGCCACAAUGCUCCAUCGCCUCCUUACCAGCAUGUUUCCCAAGCCUGUAACGGUCCGUCUCCGUCAUCAAAUUGAGCAUGUUUUUGAACCCACGUUGCGGUUGGCCAUGCAGCAUGAGGAGCUGUUUCAAGCAAUGAUGGCCAUGGCGCUCGCGUUCCAAGAGAUUCGAAGUGGCCAACUGUUCAUCACACCAGCCAUCGCGUAUCACAGUGCUCGCAGCAUUGCGUGUUUGCGAACCAAGCUCCAAGAGCUAGAGACCGGUCCUGACGAUGCCGUAAUGAUCACCACCAUGCUUCUCACUGAUAUAGCGGUAAUGACCCUUCUUGAAGAUAUUGCGCGACAUGGACUGAAGAUUCCGCAGACCAAGUACGGCACUCGGGCAGAGUAUAUCGCCCACUACCGUGGCCUGAGAGAGAUGAUCAACAUGCGAGGAGGCCCAAAGACGUUUGUAGGCAAUACGCCUCUGUUGGCAAUGCUCGACUACGCCGAUGUUGUAACGGAGAUGCUGGCAAUACCGAAGCAACCAGAACUGGUCGAAGACUUCGGCAGUGACUGCUCAUUAGGCCGUGAGCACGAUAUUUCGUCCUUGCAUUACCCGGUCCACCCGUUCCCACCGGAUCUCUGUAGCGACAUCGCGAACCUCCCCGAAGGGUUUCGUGAGCUUGCUCUCUCCCUCCAACUCAGCAGGGAAGUUAUCAGACUGAUCAUCGGCGCCAGCCGGCAAGCGUUCUUUGACGCGGAGGAAGUCAAGUCGCGGCCAAAGAUCUACUGUCCGUCAAUGAUCAUGACCUUUUCUCGAAAGAUCUUUGCAUCGUCGGCCCGCGUCACCGAGGCCAUUGUUUGUUUGAGCAUCGUCGUCAGCUGUUUGCGUUCCGCCUCGUUCCCCUUUGGUAAGGAAGACCUCCAACUGGUGAUGGAACUCAGCUCUUUGGCGGCACGACGAGGAGCCCGGGAAUCGACUCCGGACCAGCACUACCACUAUAUUUGGACUGUGAUGGUCGCGGCUGAAGCAUGCGAGCAGGACCCUCUGUUGUCCCCCAUCAUCGAUAAAUUGCUGAUGGACCUGCUCGAACCGACGGCCAGACACGAUUUGAAGGCGCCGCAUCUCCUCGGAGAAUGGGCAACUCUCGAAGAGAUCCUGCGGAGGUAUUUCUGGAGGCACGACUUGCUGGAGAAGUGGAAAUGCGUCUGGGCGGCGGCUUUGCAGAAGCGGCGCUCCACAAUCCAGUACAAGUACUCAUAG
Cladophialophora carrionii CBS 160.54 is the source of this 1422-nucleotide messenger RNA. RefSeq lists its product as uncharacterized. The record is from RefSeq and is a predicted model, not a curated record. Bases 1 to 1422 code for a protein of 473 amino acids. NCBI's taxonomy places the organism in Eukaryota, Fungi, Ascomycota, Eurotiomycetes, Chaetothyriales, Herpotrichiellaceae. The transcript is spliced from 3 exons.